Molecule: messenger RNA, 1470 nt
Organism: Sphenostylis stenocarpa
Lineage: Eukaryota; Viridiplantae; Streptophyta; Magnoliopsida; Fabales; Fabaceae
Source: the annotation of a GenBank genome assembly
AUGGAAGCAGAACAACACUUUCAUCUUCCUCGUCAAUCUUGCGGUUCUCCGGUUCAAGGCAUGGAAAACGUGGUGGCAACGGUUAGCGGUUACCACGGCUCCGAGCGGUUCGAUCUCAUCAAGCUGAUUUCACUUGCCGGCGCCAAUUACGUUGGCGCAAUGUCGAAAUCGAUAACGCAUCUGGUGUGUUGGAAAUUUGAAGGAAAGAAAUAUGAUAUUGCGCUGAAGUUUAGAAUUCCUGUAGUGAACCACCAAUGGAUCGAGGACUGCGUAAAGGAAGGAAGGCGUGUUCCAGAAGAUUCUUACACCUUGCGAAGUGGAAAUGAAGUAGGGCGAUUGUUGCUGGAAGUUCCCCUCACUGUUCGAGUCAGUAGCUUGACAAAGAAAAAAUUGGUCAGUGACAAGUUACAUGAUACUGGGUCUGAAAGGCAAAAAACCAACUUUGGUCCUGGAACCUCGAGAACUUAUGUUUUGGAAGAUUCUUGUUUAAUGAAAAAGCAUGAUGAGUCAAGUUCAAAUUCGUCUAGAUUGUCAAGGAAAGGAAAAAGGAAUAUUUGCAAUGGUAAGGGAGUCAAUAUUGUGGCUGGACCUUCUCGUAAAGAAAGAAGACUUGCGAGAAAUCUUGUUGAUGAAGUCGUGUUGGCUCCUUCAGAUUUGGAUUUAAGCCCAGAUGACAGCAUAUUUAGAAAGGAUAGACUACAAGCAGACGCUCAAGCUACCUCUAGCCUUUCUGGUGGUGUUAAUAAUAACAUUAUUGUACAAAAUAGUGAAGAAUCAAAUGCUGGGUUAAGUAAUCAAAGUAGAUCUAUCGAUGGUGGUUCAGAUGAUAUUGAACAGAUCAACGAUUCAAGGCAUUUAUCUACUCCUAGAAAUUCAACUUUGUUUAAAGAAGAUGCCCUACCUAUGCCACAAACAACAAUAGAUAUAUGUUCCAGUGAUGAUGAAAAAUCCACAGAUUGUGAUCAGGUUGAUAAUGGUGCUGACUUACCUACUUCAACAGAGAUGUCAUGUGUUAUAUGUUUCACAGAUUUCAGCUCAACACGAGGGAUUCUGCCGUGUGGACAUCGAUUUUGUUUUCCAUGUAUCCAGAGUUGGGUUGAUCAUAGGACUUCAAUGAGAAAAAUAUCAACCUGCCCUUUGUGCAAGGCAAGUUUUGUGAUGAUUAAGAAAGUCGAGCAUGCAGCCACCGCUGAUCAAAAAGUAUACUCCCAGACAAUCCCAUGUGACAAUUCAGCCUCAGAUAUUUUUAUCCCCAUGGAUCAAGAAUUACCGUAUAAUAUCUUUGAGUCUGUACAGGCAGGAGCUUGUGUAAUUUGCCGUGGUCGGGAACCAGAGGAUCUCCUUGAGAGUUGUGAUAUUUGCCGAGUUCGAAAGAUCCAUUCAUAUUGCAUGGACCCUCCUCUACGGCCAUGGACAUGCAAUCAUUGCAAGGAACUUCGGAUGCUUUAUCGUAGUAAUCACUCGUAUUAG